AUCCAACUGGCAGACGCGUUGGCCUACCUGCACAAGAAUGGCUUCGUUUGUGUGGAUUUGUCUAUGGAUACAGUUAUGAUCACCGCUGGGAGGGAUAAAACCGUGAAGCUAGUGAACAUAAGCAAGCCUGUCACGAUGUCACCCCCAGAUCCCAACUCCAGCAUAGGGUCUAUGGUUUAUCUCCCCUACAGCGUCCUCGAUGGCACCAAACCUUACGAUGCAGAUUGCAACAUCUACGCCCUUGGGCUCAUGAUGUGGGAGAUAUGGCAUAAUGGACACGUAUACAAAGUUCACAGAAAUCUUACAGUUAGAGUCUUCAGUGCCGGCAUCAGGCAGGGCAACUUCCCCCUGGAGUUUGAAACUGGUAAAAUGGACCCGACCUUGGAGGCAUAUUGGGAGAAGACCAUGAGGACCUCUCUCUCCGGGGAUAUAGCCAUAAAAGACUGCAAAGAUCGGAUGCGUAGAAUAAAGGAUUUACUGAACCGAAAAGAAAGUGCUGUGUGAUGAUGUUAACUGUCAUCAAACAUGUAAAUGCUUUUUCUGGAACGGUUUAUCAAGUGACCGUAUUUUUUUAUUAAUUGGUUAUAUAUUAAUUAAGAAGUGCCAAAUUUAUCUUAAAAUGUGAUGUUUAUUAAAGUGGGCAUGCAAUGUACAGGUAGCUGUUGGUUUAAUUGCCUAGGUUUUGCGUAGGGUAAUCACAUAUUCAUACAAAAAGCAUGUCAUGUACUUGUGUACUUGUCUAAUGAUGAUUCAUCUUUGAAUUCGUCUUAAUCUAUAUGUGUGUGUGUGUGUGUGUGUGUGUGUGUGUGAGUGUGUGUUAUAAAGUAAUUGUUAAGAUGUUUUUUCCAGUGAAAAUAUUUGAGCCAAUUACAUGUACUCUAGAGGAUCAAAAUAGUUUUACAUAAUAACAUUUGCAGUUGCAGUGAAUAUUCUUUGGUAACACACAUAAAAUGUAUUUUAUCUAGAAAAGCUAUAUCAGUUAUAAUACUAUGCCAGCUUUUGUAUAGUGGUGUUUUGUAUGGGGAUCGACACACCACUAUAAGACUUUGUGUUUUUGCAUAAGAUAAGCAUACAUCCUACCCUUAUAUCAAUCGCAAUAUUGAGCGGUAUAAUGUUUAUUUGGUCUCUGUGUUAGGCACAUGUUUUUUUCUUAACUUCAUGAACUCGAGAAAACAUUUACCGCUCAUACAGUUUUUAAAGAAGGAACUUUGCAGUUCGAAACUAGUUUGUCGGUUUAUUUGCCUAGAUUUUGCAUAGGGUAAUCACAUAUUCAUACAAAGAGCAUGUCAUGUACUUGUUUAAUGAUGAUUCAUCUUUGAAUUCGUCUCAAUCUAUAUGUGUGUGUGUGUGUGUGUGUGUGUGUGUGUGUGAGUGUGUGUUAUAAAGUAAUUGUUAAGAUGUUUUUUCCAGUGAAAAUAUUUGAGCCAAUUACAUGUACUCUAGAGGAUCAAAAUAGUUUUGCAUAAUAACGUUUGCAGUUGCAGUGAAUAUUCUUUGCUAACACAUAAAAUGUAUUUUAUCUUGAAAAGCUAUAUCAGUUAUAAUCCUAUGCCAGCUUUUGUAUAGUGGUGUUUUGUAUGGGGAUCGACACACCACUAUAAGACUUUGUGUUUUUGCAUAAGAUAAGCAUACAUUCUACCCUUAUAUCAAUCCCAAUAUUGUGCGGUAUAAUGUUUAUUUGGUCUCUGUGUAGGGCACAUGUUUUUUCUUAACUUCAUGAACUCAAGAAAACAUUUACCGCACAUACAGUUUUUAAAGAAGGAACUUUGCAGUUCGAAACUAGUAUCGUUUUUCAAAAACGAUUUUGACACUUAUAUCUUUUAAAAAAAUGAAUUACUAUUAUUUUGUUUUAAUGAAAUGGAUAAGCAGUCAAUGACUUUGAGUCUUAUUACAAUGAGCCAAAGAAUGUAAAUAAGGCUAACAGUGCGACUAACAGGAAGUAAAAGAUAGCAACAGAAAGAUUAGACAAUUUUUUAUGAUGAGAUGAAGUAAAAUAUGCAUGAAUACGGAUUGAGAACUUAGGUCAAUCAUCACAUCAUUGCCCCCUUAGGCAAUUACAACAAUCUGAAUGACCGCUUAUUAAUCGCUUUUAAUGAAGAGUUAUGGAAGAAGAAUAAGAGAUAUUAUUUAAGAGCGUAAACACCCCACCAUUACUAAAGAAGCGAAUGUUAAUAAUUGAAAAAUACCUUAGAAUGUUAAGUUGUGGAAAAAACAGAAACUAGGAUUGGAAUGCGACAUGAUAAGAUAAGAAAAAGUCUUGUGAUUAAAAAAUAAGGA
Messenger RNA from Lingula anatina, 2277 nucleotides. RefSeq lists its product as uncharacterized. Lineage: Eukaryota; Metazoa; Brachiopoda; Lingulata; Lingulida; Lingulidae. The record is from RefSeq and is a predicted model, not a curated record. Gene Ontology annotation, molecular function: ATP binding; protein kinase activity. Gene Ontology annotation, biological process: protein phosphorylation.